UUGAUGAAACAGCGAGGGGACGAGCAGGUUGGAUCAGCGAGAGGGAUUUUAUGGAUUUAACUUGAAGAGUAAUCCGGAUGCACAACUUUACACCUUUCACGGUGGAAAAUGACCGUGGACCGAAGAGAAACCUUUGUGUUUUGACAUCGUAGCGGGUGGAUUUUGUGAGAUUAUUCGACAGCUAACUUUGCUAGCAUUGUUAGCAUAGCAGUGUUUAGCAACAGCCGUUAGCUCUUGUUAGCGCAGAGGGAGCGUUAGCUAAUCUCGAGGUGUUGCAUGUUAGCCUUGGCAUUAGCUAACUCGUCAGACAUUUAUACGGUAGAAUUCAAUUUCAGAAAAAAUUAUUUGAGCUCUAACAGCGGUAGAACUUGAGGACUCGUUGCGGAAGCUUUCACGCAGUUUUGUGGACUUUUUUGUGGUGGCUCGUUAGUGUUUGUUUUGUUUUCCAAAAUAAGAAACUACUCCUAAAACGGCGAAACAUUACCACAAGGACUGAUGUUGAGGGAACCCCAGGCCCGCUGCUAGCUUUACUAGCAGCUUGCAGUACUGCGGCCCGGGCUUUCUACCAAGGACAAUUCACUACGGACAUGGCCUCAUUUACAUCCCUGUAAUAGAAGAUUUACUCUGUGCUUCAUGGACUCUCUUGGAUUUGGUGGCACCCUGUUGUGUUUUAUCGGACUUUAAAGAACUUGAGAGGCACACCGCGCCGCACAAUGGCGCUCUGGCUUCAAAUCUCGAUUAUUUUUCUUUGGCAAUAACAAGGACUCUGUCGCCAUCUGCGAGCUGAACCCUUCCCCAUUUUAGUCAUUUCUUUGUCCACAGUGUUUCAGCGAAUAUAAAGAAGGUUUACUCAUUAAAGUCACCCGAUUUAGCCUCCUGUGUUCAGUGUUGACGCUGUUUUAUUUUAUUAUCAUACCAGGCCUGUGUUUUUUUUUGUUUUUUCCUUGUGCUUGAUUUACUUAAGUGCUUAGACCUGUAAAAAUGUCGUGUGUUCACUAUAAGUUUUCUUCCAAACUGGACUACAACACAGUCACUUUCGAUGGGCUGCAUAUCACCCUCAAUGAGCUUAAAAGGCAGAUUAUGGCCCGGGAGCGCCUCAAGGCCACAGACUGCGACCUGCAGAUCACCAAUGCGCAGACUCGAGAAGAAUACACAGAUGAUGAAGCCCACAUCCCGAAACACUCCUCCGUGAUUGUCCGCCGUACUCCAAUUGGUGGAGUAAAACCUGCUGGCAGGACGUUCAUUGUAGAUCGUUCUGACACAGCUGUGGUUGGAUCUUCUAGACCCACUGAUUCUUCUCCUUCUUUGUCACUCGCCCAACUCGCCAAGACUGCUAACCUGGUUGACGCAAAUGCAUCAGAGGAGGACAAGAUUAAAGCCAUGAUGACUCAGUCCAACCAUGAAUAUGACCCGAUACAUUACUCCAAGAAGGCAGUUGGGCCUCCUCCCGCUCACUAUACCUGCUUUCGUUGUGGAAAGGCUGGUCACUACAUCCGACAAUGCCCCAUGCUGAUGGUCCAGGAUAAGAGUGUGGAGGGUCCCAAGCCAGUCAGGAUUAGUAAGGGAAUUCCUCAGAGCUUCAUGGUGAAAGCAGAGCCAGGCACCAAAGGAGCCAUGUUAACAAGCACCGGAGAAUAUGCGAUACCUGCAAUAGAUGCGGAAGCGUAUGCACAAGGAAAGAAGGAGCGUCCUCCAUUUGUUCCUCAUGACCAGUCGUCAUCUGAGGACGAUUCAGACCCAAUCCCCGACGAACUCUUGUGUCCAAUCUGCAAUGACCUGAUGACAGACGCAGUAGUUAUACCCUGCUGUGGAAACAGUUACUGCGAUGAGUGUAUUCGGACUGCCUUGUUGGACUCAGAGGAGCACAUCUGCUUCACAUGCAAACAGUCAGAUGUUUCACCUGAUAAUCUCAUUGCCAACAAAUUUCUUCGACAGGCCGUGAACAACUUUAAGAAUGAAACAGGAUACACCAAACACGUACGCAAGCAGGUCCAGCACGCAGCUCUGCCGCCUCCUCGCCCUCAGUUGACCAGACCCCUGCACUCGAGACAGCAGGACCCACUACUGGCCAAUGUCACUCACGCUCCUCCUACAAGCGUGCCCACCACUGCCCCUCAAGCACAGGUCCAGCCCCCUGCACCUACUUCUGCUACUACUGCUGCUCCUACUCCUCCUCAUGCUGCUGCUGUCGAAGGUCGGGACGCUUCACCAGCCCCUGCACCUGUUGUUGAUCACCAUUCUCCUAUGCACUCUACCAGCCAGGGAGAACCACCCCCACCAGGUGAGACAGAUCCAGAACCUACUGUGACACCAGGCUCAUCAGGUACCUCAGAUAGUGGAUCACAGGGCUACCAUUUAACUGUUAUUGGCCAUCCGCCACCUACAAGGCCGCCCCAUCCAUCAGGUCACCAGUCACGGCCCCACCACUCUCACAGAGGGGGGGGCAGACAGUGGGAGAGGUCUUACAGGGGUAGAGGAGAGCACCCCCCUACACACCUCCAGACAGCUCCACCUCCUGCACCUGCUCCUCCAGUAUACCCAACUCCGUCCUUGUACCCGCCCCCACCACAGCCCUAUCCCCCUCCAUACACCUCUGGCCCUGGCCUGAUUCCUCCUCCUGCCAUUGGUUACCAGCCCCAGCCUAUUUAUGCCCCUGGACCACCAGGGCUCAACCCCCCCUGGGUUGCCCCUGGUACCCAGCCUCCUCUACCCCAUCUUGCACCCUCCCUCUCUCAGCCCCCCCUCUCUAAGGAAGAUUUCUACAGACAACGGCACCGACAGGACAAAGUUCCAUCCAAACUGGAUGAGUUUACUAAAGACUUCCACAAAGAGCUUAUGAAGUACAGAAAUCUACCAAAGAGACGAAGACCGUCUUAUUCCAGGUCCCGGUCAUACAGUCGCUCUCCGUUCAGCCGGUCUCCUUACACUCGCUCCAGAUCCAGGUCAAGAUCCAGGUCGAGAUCAAGAUCCAGGUCUUACUCUUAUUCCCCCAGCCGAUCCCGCUCCCGUUCCCGCUCCCACGGCCGAUCUUAUCCACGCUCCCCUUAUUCCAGACGCAACGGACGAAGUUAUGGACGCUCACGGACAAGGUCUCGCUCCCGCUCAAGGUCUUAUGGGUAUCGGCGCUCUGGCUCACCACGCUCUCCUCCCUCCUAUCGGGGUGGAGGCUGGGAGGGAGCAGAAGGAGGAGGACCCUACAGGUCUAGGUCGCGGUCUCGCUCCCCUGGUGGCUACCGGAGCCGCAGCCCUGGUGGGCGCAAGCCACCUCCUCGGGACCUAGUGCCGUAUGAACUAAAGGGACCAAGUCCUGGAGGCCAUGAGCGCUGGGAGAGAGAAAGGUAUCGACAGUGGGAAAAGGACUACACAGACUGGUACAACAAGUACUACAAAGACUAUGACAACCCACAUCCCUCACUGCAUCACAGAGGUCGUGGCAGUAGGGACAGAGACAGAGACAGGGAGAGGGAAAGAAUGUCCCCAUUAUCCAGAGAAUACUCCCCCCAGGGGAGAGGAAGAAGAGGCAGGGAAGAGAGAGGUCCUCCCCCUCACCAUCCUCCAUCCUCUUCCUCAUCAGGGACUAAGUCCAGCACUAAAUUCCAGAAGACAAAGAAAUUAAAAAAGAAGAAGACUGGGGAGGAAGCAGAGCCAUCACAUCAGUCAGUGGACAGAGGUGAUGCUACUCCUGUCAGAGAUGAGCCAAUGGACGAAAUCCCUUCACUCACUAAAACUCCUCCCAUCUCCUCAAAGCCUCCAUCUGGUGCUGCAACCACUAAAGCUCCAGCUUCUAAAAGCACUGCUGCACCCGUUAAACCCUCAACCAAGGCCACAUCGAAGACUCAGUCUGACAAGACAAAGAAAGAGAAGUGUCAGAAGGUAAAACCUAAAGUGAAGACAGAGCCUGUGAAGCUAAAGAACGAAAAGGUGAAGAAAAAGACUGGUGAAGCAGUGGUGAUCAAAAAGAGAGACUCCUCCUCCUCCUCCUCUUCAACUGUCGCCAAACCGCUGAAGACCGUUAAAGCCAAGCCAGAAGAUACUUUAAACUCAGCUACCCCAAAAAAGGAAAAGAGUAAAAGCUCUGCGGUGAGACCUGCCCUGCUUAAGACCCCUCCACUGACCUCCCAGAACCUGCCUCUACCUCAUCCCUCUCUUCAUGACGGGCCUCGAACCGGCCACGACAUUAGGGGGAGAAGAGAUCUCCCUCAGGGCGGUGGUCUCCUUCCCACCCCUCAUCAACACGGGCUCCCACUCCUCCACCGACCGACCUCCCCAGUGGACAGUCGGAGGAGGAUGGGAGAGGAGGGCCGCUCUUUGCUCGGAGCUCCUCCUGGAAAGCUGAGGAGGAUAGAUGGGUUAGGGGGUGGUGGUGAUGUCAUGACCCACUCUCACAUGUCUCACCAACCCCCGCUCCACAGACUCCCGCCCUCCUCGGACAGACCUGGUCUUCCACUAGCGGGGAGCCGUGAGAUGGGCCGGGGAGACGCAGAUCGAGGAUCUAUCAGACCUCUAAUGGACCUGCAGUUGAAGCCACUGACCCAGAGGAGGAUCAAGUUGAACAGAGAUCUGGGGAGAAAAGGCAGCACUGAGACAGCAGUCUCAGACAGAGCGCCAACGGGUCCUGAGAAGACAACAUCCACGUCAGAUCGAUCAGCUGCUGCUAACAUCUCUGAAGAAGACCGACCCAGCAGUACAACAGAAGGAGCUGGAAGAAAGGAGCGAUCUGCAUCUGCUGAGAGGGGAGUUUCCAGAGAGAGACCAGGGAGUGCUGGAGAGAGACUACAGAGCUCAGACAGAGAGCAGAACAGAAGCUCAGGACAGGACAGAGAGCGAGACAGAGCUUCCGGAUCAGACAGGGAAAGAGACCGAGACAGAAGUCUGGGGUCUGACAGAGAGAGGGACAGGGUCUCAGGGUCAGGCUCACAGAAAGUAGCAGCUACAGUGGAGAGAGACACCGAAGGAGAGAGGUCAACGAGGACAGAACGAAAGAACUCCGGAGGCGGAAAUGGAGGAGGGAGAUCGGUCUGUCUGGAUAAAAUGACUAUCGGCGAGAAAUCAGCCAUCACCAAGAGACCGGCAGACCAUCAGGAGAAACCAAGCGUAUCCUCUAAGGAGAGAGGUGAAGGGUCAGAAAGAGCUGCUAAAUCUGACAGGAGUGUGUCCAAGGACAGAACAGAGAGAAGUGUCCCCUCAGGAGAGAAACCAGCUGCUGCUCAGAGAGAAGUGGUGAAAGAUGGUGAGGCCUCUGCUGUGAAGAACAAACCCAGGAUCAGCCGAAAACCUCUGACAAGCCACACUGUGAGCUCCGCCAGGUCAACUCAGGAGACAAAGCGGGAUUCAGAAAAAGAGCAGAAAAGUGUAUCCUCUAAACCUGCAGAACAGCCCCCUUGUAGCCCUGCGGAUAGCCGUGGCCGCAGCCCAAGUGUCAGCCCAGAGCCCAGCCUGGUCAGGGAGGAGCCACUCAUCCAGCCUCCUCCUCGCUCCAAGUGGGAAAGAGAGGAUGACGAAGAGGGGCAGGAAAAUGGAGUUAGUGCACCCAAGGAGCCCUCACCAGUGCCUCAGAGGAGCCGAGGCAGAGAGGGGCAGACUAAUGCACUUAAACCUGUCAGGAGCGAAAGUCGGGAUGCCAUAAGAGAGGAGAGGAGAGGAGCAGUGAGAGAGGAGAAGAAAGGGAAACCACCAAGGGAAGAGGGCAAGGGUGGCAGGGUGGCACAGACAAAUUCUGACAAAUCAACUAAAACAAAAACGGUGAGGGAGGAGGGUAGAGGGGUGAGAGAAGAGGGGAGACCUGCAGCAAGAGAAGAGGGGAAAGCAGGAGGCGGGAGAGAGGAGGGGCGAGGAGUGACAGCAAAGGAGGAGAGAUCAACAGAAAGCAGAGGUGGAGGAGGACGAGAGGAGAGUCGUGGCCCAGAGCCCAGGAGGCAGCGCUUGUGUUCUGACCUGGGUCGUGAGACGGAUGAGGCCGCCUUCGUGCCCGACUAUAGCGAAGGCGAAGGCUCAGAGCCGGAGAGAGGACGGAGCGGCAGCCCCAGUGUGUCCCUCAGCCAACCCUCCCGCAGCCCCAGCGCGAGCAACCACAGCGACUCAGCCACCACGACGGACAAGAAGAAGAAGAAACACAAGAAACAUAAAAAACACAAAAAGCACAAGAAGCAUAGCAGUCAGGACAAAGAAGGAGAACACAAGGAGCAUAAGCACAAACACAAGAAAAAGAAACACAAAAAGAACAAAGACAAAGAUGUGGAGGAAGAGGAGGAGAAGAUAGAGAAAGCAGCAGAGGAGACUCCGUGUUAACAGGGGCUAAGCUAAGCCUCCUGGCCACAAUCUGUAACCCUUUACAGGGGUAAUGAUGUAUCUAGAAAUAUCGGCUAACACUGGCAUGCUGCUCCAUGUGCCACUUGAAAGGAACAAUGAAAUAGGUGUUAGACUGUCCAUAGCACUGUUGGAGGGCGGUAACUCUAACACUUAUAGCGUCCCUGCAUCUCUCCAAACCUACAUGGUACUUUGAUGUGUCUGGACUGCAGCAUUUUAAGCACUGCAGAGGUUUCUUUAAUGAUUUAAUGUGAACCUCUGCAGUGACUUUGGGUCAAAAACAAAACAACCCGGGAGUGAUAGUGUGAUCAACCUAGAGCUGGCAAGAAAGGACUUGAUGAUGAUAAUAACUGAUCACAGCAGUGAGUCUAAAUGAUAGGAGUAACAAACUGUACUCAGGGAUGUGAUUGCUUCUUCGUAGAGGAGGAAUUGCUGUUUCUCUGCCUCGAUUCAGUUGUAAAUAGAGAUGAACUGUUGCUUCACAUAAUAUAAUUUUUCCUCUGUUUUGCUCACAUCCCCCCUGUACUGUUCAAGGCCUAAAUACUGGAUAACCUUCGUUUCAAUGCCGUUGUGAGCUCUUUUUGAAGGACUGCACUAGCAGUUUUGCAUGUUUUAGCACAUUAACUACAGACUGUAUGCUUUUCGUUACUGUUAGCCAUUUUCAGUGGUGAUAAUUUCACUUUUAGGCAGCCACUGGUUCAGUUCAUGUUUUUGUCUAGGGCAGUGUAAAUUUAAAUUGAGACAACAAAAUUUCUUUUCAUUCAUUCAUUUUCAUUUCAUUCACAAUCUUUUUUUCCCCCUACUAGCUACCUGGAAGAAUGAAACUCUUUGAAAACGGUUAACAGUAAAAUUUUUGUGAUUAAUGAACUGAAACUUGCAAAAUCAACAGUAUGUUCCAGUAACAGUAAGUUUAACAGUAAGUUAAAGCAGACUGUCAUGCGUUCAUGAUACACUGGAUUGUCGGAAUCUAGGAUGUGUUUAUUAAUAAUGGCAAAUCAGUCUGCACGUUUUUGUUCCAAAGGUGUAGUGACUGUAUCACGUUGUGUGAGCGAGUGAAUGUGUGUGAUGUUGUGAAAGUGAAAUGUGACAGAAAUGGGACGAACUGGGGGACUAAUGUUCUUACAAAUAAGUUGUUCCUUUUUUUUUUUAAUUAAAACAUUUUGACCUCGUGAAAAUGUCUGAGCUAUAUUAUAUCAGUGAACAUACAAAUGAAGGUUGUGUGGAAACAUUGGACCUCUGAGUGGUACAUUUAAGCAUUUCAGGUGUUUGUAAUUAGAACUUUUAAUGUAGAAUCUGAGACCAGACUAGUGAUAAACGAUGCAGGCUGCUAUCACUGCGAUGUGUAGCAUACUGCAGUCACUUUCCGCUGUAGAUAAUAAGUGGGCUACAGUCUUGUGAAAUAAUAUUUAAUCAAGACCUGCGAGAAAGACUGUAAAUGGCCCACUUAAUAUUCUCAGGUGUCACAGCAGUCUCAACUACUGGUAAACAUCUUACCAGUACACUUGUACCUACCCCAUUAAAACAACGGUGGAUAUAAGAAGCAUAAAAGCUAUAUAUAACAAUAAUGGUUAUAGUGCUGUAAGUGAUAAUUAAAUACCUACUGCAGUCAUAAUAAUUACACCUAGUCCUGCAACAGUCCAUCAUAACAGUGGCAUAGUUCUUACUAAAAUGUAUAAAUUACCACAGUGGAUCUAACAGCUUAAUAACAGAACAUCAGUGAAUGAGGCAGUAAAAAUAAACCAUGAAUUAAUUUUUGCUGUAACUAAGGUACUGCAGUAGUAUUCCUAGGGAAGGGAACAUGCUCAUUUCCUUUGUGUAAUGCAGUGUUUUUGUAUUCUUAGAAUACUGGUAGACAUGGUACUUGCUGAGACGUGAAUUUAAUAUUAAAGUGACAGAUUGUACCUUAGUUUCCUGUGCUUUGUGGGGCUUCUUUUGUUCCUCUCAGACCCCACUACCACAGUGUGUAAAGACAGAUGCAUUGCCAAUGUACAAAUGUAUUAGUAUCUAUUUGGAAUAAUUAAGAUGUCGAACAUGUACAUUGAUGGUUGAUAAUAAAUAAUAGACAAAUAAGUUGAUAAAAAAGGAUGGAUAAGUAGAAAAUUGACUUUAUAUUAGAAAGCUGAGUCAUUUGCAGUUUUUUUUUCUCAUUUGAAAUG
Molecule: messenger RNA, 8462 nt
Organism: Toxotes jaculatrix (banded archerfish)
Lineage: Eukaryota; Metazoa; Chordata; Actinopteri; Toxotidae
Product: E3 ubiquitin-protein ligase RBBP6-like
Exons: 20
Coding region: 982-6288 (1768 amino acids)
Biological process (GO): protein ubiquitination; mRNA processing; ubiquitin-dependent protein catabolic process
Cellular component (GO): nucleus
Molecular function (GO): nucleic acid binding; zinc ion binding; ubiquitin protein ligase activity
Source: RefSeq, a predicted model, not a curated record